This is a messenger RNA of Macadamia integrifolia, 859 nucleotides long. RefSeq lists its product as uncharacterized. Bases 69 to 671 code for a protein of 200 amino acids. Lineage: Eukaryota; Viridiplantae; Streptophyta; Magnoliopsida; Proteales; Proteaceae. The record is from RefSeq and is a predicted model, not a curated record. Gene Ontology annotation, cellular component: plasma membrane. The transcript has a single exon.
UUAUCGAUCGAUGAGCUACCAACAACACAGAUCGAUCUACUGCAGUAAUAGCUAGGCAGCACGUACCCAUGGCUAAUCCGCCGAGAAGUAACACGAACACAGACCCUGCCAGGCGGUUGAGACUGAUCAAAUGCAUUGGCAUCGUCAUCCUCGCCUUCAUCGUCCUUGUCGGCAUUGCGGUGCUGGCAGCUUGGCUGGUCAUAAGGCCUAGACGACUCGUCUAUACCAUAGAAGAUGGGUCAGUUCAUGAAUAUGGUCUCCAUUAUAAACACCUCAACGCCUCCUUCAACUUUGUGUUUAGGGCUUACAAUCCCAACCACAAGGUGUCUGUGUACUACGACUUCAUGCAGGUGUCUGUGUUUUAUGACGAUGAGCCCAUUGCGUUUGAUAUCGUGGAGCCCUUCUACCAACCCCGUCAUAACGUCACCCGUUUAGAGGUCAAGCCCGUAGCCCGUUCAGCGCCAUUGCUGGAGUCUGCAACGAAGGAUCUGAGACUGGAGAGAACCGCCGGGGAGAUGGAGCUAACUGUUAAGGUGAAGGCCAGGAUUCGUAUAAAGGUGGGUUCGUGGAAGUCGUCGGAACGCAUCUUAAGGGUGACUUGCUACCCGGUGGACGUGCAUUUCUCAUCCACCAAAUCCUUCGUGAGGACCAAAUGCGUUUCACAUGUUUGAGCUUAAUUUGAAGCAGUUUGAAGUGCCUCUCAUUGUUUGGAUUGUCUGCUUAAAAUCUUGAGUUAGUUUGGGAUCUCAUUGUAUGUUGGUCAAAACUUGUUUGUUUCUUUGUGGGUUUCUCCUUCUAGCAUGAUAGGAUUUGAGAUUUUAAAAUUUAAUAGAGUUGAUCUGUAUCAGUAUUGGUAUCA